Messenger RNA from Diaporthe citri, 2148 nucleotides. RefSeq lists its product as uncharacterized. Gene Ontology annotation, cellular component: nucleolus. The record is from RefSeq and is a predicted model, not a curated record. Gene Ontology annotation, molecular function: RNA binding; rRNA (cytosine-C5-)-methyltransferase activity. NCBI's taxonomy places the organism in Eukaryota, Fungi, Ascomycota, Sordariomycetes, Diaporthales, Diaporthaceae. The transcript is spliced from 2 exons. Bases 1 to 2148 code for a protein of 715 amino acids. Gene Ontology annotation, biological process: rRNA base methylation; maturation of LSU-rRNA.
AUGGGAACCGGUCGUCGCAUGAAGAAGCAGGGCCCUCCUGAGCGCCUGUCCGAAGAACAUUUCGCGAAGCUGAAGCGCAAGAAGGGCCUCCCAGCCGACACCCCAGAAGAAGCCCCAACCAAGAAGCGAAGGACGAACAAGGCCGACUCUGCCCCAAAAUCGAACGGGGCGAAGAAGGCUGCCACGGCUGCGAAGCCAUCUGCCCGGCAACAGAACGGCCCCAAGCUCAAGGGCAAGGAGAGCAACAGGCAACCCUCCAGGUCAAAGAAGGCUGCCGUGCCGGAACCCGAAGGAUACUCUGAUAUCGAGAUCGACGACGAGUUUGGCGACUCGGACCUGGAAGGAAAGGACCUGUCGGAUUCAGAUGAUGACGAGCCUGUAAAGCUGGGGGACGAUUUCUUGGGAUCCGACUCGGGCGACUCGGUGUACGACUCCGACAAUGACAGAAAAAAGGAGGAGUUCGUCUUCUCUGAGGACGAGGGCGAUUCGGACGCGGAGGAGCAACUGACGGCUGCCAACAUUGAGGGCUUGUCGAGGAAGCUCGACAAGCAAAUGGAAGAGGAAGCUGCCGAUGCACAAGCAGAGCUGGAGGAGGCUGCGCUACAGACAAACAUCGGUGGCGACCCGCUUAAGGUGCUCGAUGAAGAGGAGGAAGAGGCAACGGACGCGAAGAACAAGGCUUUGCUGGCACCCGACUUGCAGCUCCUGAGGAACAGGAUAACGGAAAACAUUCGCAUACUCGAGGACUUUUCAAAACUGGCCGAGGAAGGAAGAUCAAGGGCUGAAUACACCGCACAGCUCAUCAAGGACAUUUGCGCCUACUACGGCUACUCAGAAUACAUGGCCGAGAAGCUCUAUCACCUCUUCAGCCCGUCAGAGGCAUUCGACUUCUUCGAGGCCAACGAGAGCGCUCGGCCAAUGGUCAUCAGGACAAACACCCUGAGGACCAAUCGAAGGGAUUUGGCGAGUGCUCUCAUCAACCGUGGUGUCACCCUCGAGCCCGUUGGAAAAUGGUCAAAGGUCGGCCUGCAAAUAUUCGAGAGCAACGUGCCCCUCGGAGCAACACCAGAGUACCUCGCGGGCCACUACAUCAUCCAAGCAGCGUCCUCUUUCCUCCCCGUCAUGGCUCUUGCGCCCCAAGAGAACGAGCGAGUGCUCGACAUGUCCGCUGCGCCCGGUGGUAAAACGACACACAUGGCGGCCCUGAUGCGCAACACAGGAUGCAUCUUUGCGAACGAUAUGAGCAAGUCCCGUGCCAAGGGUCUGAUUGGAAAUAUCCACCGUCUGGGCUGCAGAAACGUGGUAGUCUGCAACUAUGACGCGAGGGAAUUCCCCAAGCCCAUCGGCGGCUUCGACCGCGUCCUGCUCGACGCGCCCUGCACCGGUACCGGUGUCAUUGCCAAGGAUGCCAGCGUCAAGACCAACAAGACGGAGAAGGACUUCAUGGCCAUCCCGCACACUCAGAAGCAGCUUCUGCUUGCUGCCAUCGACUCGGUGAACCAUCAUAGCAAGACGGGCGGUUAUAUUGUCUAUUCUACAUGUUCCGUCUCAGUAGAAGAGAACGAGCAGGUGGUCGCGUAUGCCCUGGCCAAACGCCCCAACGUCAAGCUCGUCGACACCAACCUGCCGUUCGGGAACGAAGGGUUCGUGUCCUACCGCGGCAAGACGUUCCACCCCUCGCUAAAGCUCUCCCGCCGCUACUACCCGCACACGUACAAUGUAGACGGCUUUUUCGUCGCAAAGUUCAAGAAGAUUGGGCCCACCCCGGUCAAUGCCGUGCUCGCGGACCGAAGCGGCACAGCCAAGGAGAGGGCCAACGGCGGCAAGCAGCAGCAGCAGCAGCAGCACGAUGAGGACGAGGAGGUCGUUGACAAGACGCCCAUCGGCCACGACGAGGAAGAGGUGGAUGAUGAUUUCGGCGGGUUCGACGAGGACGAGGAUGAGAAGAUCAUGGAGCGUGCCAAGAGGAACGCCAUGAGGAGGAGGGGUCUAGACCCCAAGGCGCUCAACAAGAACAAGAACAAGGAGAAGAAGGAUACCGCUGCUGGUGCUGAUACCGGCACUGACUCUGACGCCAAUGCUGCUUCUGCUGCUCCCGCCCCAGCCAAGAACAAGACCAAGUCUAAAUCCAAAAAGACGUCCAAAUAG